CCACGCCCGAUCUUGGAAGGCAAGGGCAGCGAGCAGGCCCAUGCUACUUUACGUGCACGUGGCGGCCGACCACUACGUCAUCUCUUGCGGCGAGGGCGACACGCUAGCGUGCCUUAUGGGCGCGGCUGAGGUGGCGUACGCAUCGGUCUUUCGCGCCAAGCCACCCGUGUCGAUCCGUGCCAUCACCAACGCGUCCGGGUGCUUCCUCCCGCCCGCCCUCGUGGUCGCCCAAGUGCUCACGCCCGAGGAGCACAUUUACGCCGUCGUCGACACGGAACCCGCCUACAACGACAACGAGCCGCCUCUGGACGCCUUCAAGCGGGUCGUUGCGUCCUGGUCCCAAUGGCAGCUCUACAUGGUGCAGCUGCUCUGGACCAUGACGCAGGACCCAAUCGUGGCCAUCUCCGACCUCCUGGCUUGUGGCGCCUUCAAGGUGCUCGGCUCGCUUCUCUUUUCCUCCGACAUGCAAAUCUUGCGUCUUGCGCUCCAAGUGCUCGAGCGUUGCAUGUCGGUCGACUGUCUCAGCGCUGCCCGCCUCUUCACGCAGCUUUUGGCGACGAAGCGCUUGCCAGACGACCCGUUUGUACCUACAACACUGCUACGCCUACUGCACACGUUCUGCGCCGAGAGCCGCGAAGCCCAGACGCUCUUGCUCGAAGAAGGCAUCUCGAGCCGGCUCCUCGCGCUCGUCGACGCGGUCAAGACACCGGAGGCUGCCCACGCUAUUGACGCAACGCUCUGUCUCCUCCAGGACUCUGCGCUACUCGGUCGUCGGCCGCGCAGCAGUCGGUCCAACCAGUCGUCGCCGCCCAUGGCGCUGCAAGAAAUCAUGUACCUCUUGCACAGCAAGCAACCCAAGAGCCUUGAUGUCGCGUCCAAGCAGCUCCUUCUGUUGGCUGCCACCGAAGACGACUGGGCCGCCGCAAUGGCGGGCUCGAGUGCGGAGCGUGCUAUCUUCACCGAGCUCUUGCACGUGGCAGGCAGCAGCUUUCGCACGUCGCAUACUGUCCACAUGGUCGUGCUUGGUCGAUUUCUCUCCGUCAUGCAGUCAGUCGCUGCCUUCUCGACAAGCACCGUCCUGUCGGACCCCGGCGCCAUCGACUACUUGCUAUCGCUAACCAGUGCAGCCUCUACGUACCCCAGCGGGAUUCAAGAGCAGGCGGCGCAGCUCCUUGGCCGUAUCCUCUUGCAGUCGGGCGAGCCGCUGCACUGCAACGGUCUCAUCGCGAUGCUUUGCAACACGGCGCCACCCAUCCGCGACGUCGCCACUGAAGUCAUUGCCUCGCUGCUGGAGCGCGAUGAGAGCCCGCGGAUGAAGGAAUCGCUCGUGCACCGACUGAUGCAGGACGACAUCCUCGCCAUCUGUAUCGACAUGCUGUACGCCCCGAGCCAACGGCGCCAAAUGCUGCAAAUCCUCAACAUUGUGCUCCAGGAAGAGGACGCGCGGGACCGGGUCGUGGAUCGGUUUCAAUGCGUCUCGCUCUUUGUCUCGCUGCUCGUGGACGCGUCGUGGGACGUGGACGGACAGCGGCUAGCCGCCAAAGCACUCGCCAAGCUCGCGCUCUCCACGUACAACCUCGAUAAUGCGAGGUUCUAACGUCAAAUUAUGACGUAGACCCGACCGACGUCAGGUUGUGCAGGAUGCGAUGGAGUACGUCGUGACGCCAACGAGCUCUCUCUACGAUGACGCAGUCAUACGAGUGUACUUGGACAUGAUUCUAGGGCCUGCGACGACGAGUCGCAACACAUACAUCCAACGCUAUCAACACGAAGCAUAACAUGGUGCAGUAAUGUCUCUCUUCAA
Molecule: messenger RNA, 1804 nt
Organism: Saprolegnia diclina VS20
Lineage: Eukaryota; Oomycota; Saprolegniomycetes; Saprolegniales; Saprolegniaceae
Exons: 4
Coding region: 41-1597 (518 amino acids)
Source: RefSeq, a predicted model, not a curated record